GUCUAACCUCUUUACUCGAUCCCCGCCUCGCUCUUUUCUACUGUACAGAACAGAACAGAACAGAACAAUCUUCAUCGAGACGACACAAACAAAAAAAAAAUAAUACAAAAUGCCAUUCCUUGCAGGCUUAAUUUCCGAUUAUUUCGGCAUAUCCACCGCACCAGCACCACCUUCUUCCUCCGACCAAAAUGAACAAUCAUCCUCCUCCCCGCGCUCCGCCUCCUCCUCACUCGCUCUGACCAACACUUCCCGCGUGCCCAACAACGUCCGAAUCCUAUUCGGAGGCCUCUCCUUCUUUCUCAUAUCGACAGUUGUCACGAAGCGGGCUCUCCACCGUCGCUUCUCCGCCAUGAUACCGCCCUACUACACUAGUUCCGUAUACCACAAGCCCGACAUCAACGGUGCACUAGAGGCGCUCGACGCGUUCAGUAUCGCUACUAUUAAUGUACUGUCGUUGGGAAUGGUGGGGACGGGAAUGGUCAUGUAUGCGCUUGAUGUGAACUCGCCGGAGGAUCUGAGGAAGUAUGUGCGUCGGAAUUAUGGUGUUGCCGCUGGGACCGUUGCUGGGGUCGGACAAGGGACAACGGAUAAUGAGACGGAUAAGGAGAUUGAGACCUGGUUGCAGAAUUCUUUGGGUGAUGUACUGGGAAAGUACUUGAAGGAUGAGGCGGAGAGGAGGGUCGCGAGUGAGAAGGCGAACGUGCAGGAGAAAAAGGAGUAGAUGGAGUUGUUCUUUUUAUCGGGUUUAUGGUUU
Molecule: messenger RNA, 754 nt
Organism: Paecilomyces variotii
Lineage: Eukaryota; Fungi; Ascomycota; Eurotiomycetes; Eurotiales; Thermoascaceae
Exons: 1
Coding region: 110-721 (203 amino acids)
Cellular component (GO): mitochondrion
Source: RefSeq, a predicted model, not a curated record